Molecule: messenger RNA, 285 nt
Organism: Cricetulus griseus (Chinese hamster)
Lineage: Eukaryota; Metazoa; Chordata; Mammalia; Rodentia; Cricetidae
Source: RefSeq, a predicted model, not a curated record
AUGGAGACGGUGCUGAUCCUCUGCAGCCUGCUGGCCCCUGCAGUCCUGGCUAGUGCAGCUGAGAAGGAGAAAGAAAAGGAUCCGUUCUAUUAUGACUACCAGACCCUGAGGAUUGGGGGAUUGGUGUUCGCUGUGGUCCUCUUCUCUGUUGGGAUACUACUCAUCCUAAGUCGCAGGUGCAAGUGCAGUUUCAAUCAGAAGCCCAGGGCUCCAGGAGAUGAAGAGGCCCAGGUGGAGAACCUCAUCACUACAAAUGCUGCAGAGCCCCAGAAGGCAGAGAACUGA